Molecule: messenger RNA, 3405 nt
Organism: Vollenhovia emeryi
Lineage: Eukaryota; Metazoa; Arthropoda; Insecta; Hymenoptera; Formicidae
Gene: dve
Exons: 7
Coding region: 1084-2976 (630 amino acids)
Biological process (GO): regulation of transcription by RNA polymerase II; chromatin remodeling
Molecular function (GO): RNA polymerase II cis-regulatory region sequence-specific DNA binding; DNA-binding transcription factor activity, RNA polymerase II-specific
Source: RefSeq, a predicted model, not a curated record
CAGAUCGAGCGCCGCGACGCCUCGACGCGCACAGUCGCGGCUCGAACGCCGUUCUCACCGAACGUGUGUUGUCCUCGCGGACCGUGCGCUCGUCCUCGGCGGCGCGAAUGACAUUCCGUCGGUGUCCGGCGAUCGCACGCGAUUUCCAGAGAUACACUUGGGACGGGACGGAGGCGAUGACGUUCGCGCGAUCGUGAUCCCCGAGCCGCUCCGAAGAGGCUCCCCCCCGAGCCGAAACAACCGGAGGGAUCGAUCCAGUCCGAGUUUUCGGAGCACGCAGAGCCACGCACAUGUUCGGUGCUGAUGACUGGUGACGAUCUACGCGCGUCGAGACAGUGUCUCGUGGCUACCUCAGGGAGAUGACCGGCGACGCCGACUGAUCCUGUGAUCGUUCGAUCGAGAGACUGCGAUCGAUGUCGGCGUACAGAAUUGUGUACGUGACGUUCUGAACGGGCGGACGUGCCGAUUGGUGAUCGAGAAACGGGACGAGACUGUAGGCCGCUCUAUUUACUCCGAUUUUACUCCGGACGAUACUUAUCGUAAUGAGUCGCGAGCACGUGUGUGAUUUUCCGCAGUCUAGUCAGGGUUACGCGCGGUUUAAUCGUAUAUUUAAUAUUUCAUGCUAAUACCAAAAUAGAACUUAGAGCAGAUUGUAGUGACUGUAGGUGCGUAAGUCGUUUCGGUAUAAGAGAAAUGAUCGCCCACGCGUUAAUCGUUAGCAUACAUUAGCUAGAAAUUAAGAAUUCGUAACAGUAAAAGAACUACAUCCACGUAAAUAAGCGAACAUUUCAUAAACGUCUCAGCACGUCUGUGAUUUCGUUCGUAAAUAAGCUUUACGCUAUUCCCGCGCGACUCUUAUCGCAGGCGCACCGGUGCUCCAAGUGAUCGGAGUUUAGGAGACGAGUAAAACUGACACUCGGCUUUAGAGUCCUGUCAACAACUUUUCGAUCGCGCUCGGCUCUUAAUUAAUAAAAGUGUCAGGGCUCAAAUUGACGCUAUGAGUUUGUGAGAAUUCGAAUAUAAUAUGUCACGAAUGGCGGCGACUUCCGAGGCCCAGGAGACUUAUUGAGGCCCCAGGAGGGAAUGGAUUUUCAGAGCGCAAUGGACACCUUUGUAGAGGCAUGGAUGGCUGCUAACACGAAGACGGAACAAGUACAGAGCCAAGCGUUGGCAUUGACGCACAAGGCCUCACCACCAUCGAGGCCGAGCAGUGUGUCCUCGAUACCGAGGAGCCCUCAGUCCCAUCAGUCCCAGCAGUCUCAGCCGCAGAACGCGUCUCAGCACCCGUCGGUGCACCCGCUGCAGUCGCAGACACCUCUCAGUGCACCCCAGACACCGUUCUCCGCGCACAACCAGCAUCCGAAGCAAGAAAUCAACGCCAGUCCCAAGCAGGAGGGCUUCGAUCUCAGCAAAUCCACUUCCAGCACAGCGAAAAAUCUGCCGGUGCAUUGUGUGGUGGAGACGAUUCACAAUAUCGUGGAAAGCCAUGUGAGCAACAGCCGUGAAAAAUGGCGGAGUCCCCAAGUGGAGACGGACUCUUACGUUAUUAUCCCGGUAGCUAUGCCCUUUCAGGAUUUGGUGGGCGAGGCGCUUGUUCGUCUGGGAUACUCCAGUGAUCUGAUACCAAGUGCCAGGGGGAGCAUCGUCAUACGUAACUGGAAACCUCUGCCGAUGGAGAAAGUCGCCGAUGGACCGCUGCUAACAGUAGGAGACAUCCUGGCCGAAUUAACGUCAGUGGCGACCUUGAAGAUUCAGGUGUACAGAUCCAGGCCGCCACCUCCCAGUCCAGCAGCUGAGGUUAGAAACAAAUUGCUGAGGUUGCUCCUGUUGCACAGCCAUACGCUUCUCGUCUCCGCCGGGUGCCCCUUGGACGAGAUGACCCUGCUGUCCCUCUGUCGAGGAGGCAAUGACCUGUCAGAAGAGACAAAGAGAAAUUUCGAAACGUGGCUGCAGCAGCAACAGAUAGGUCUCGGUAUGAACCCGAUAGCACCCACUUCCAAUCAUCAUCAUCACACGCAAAGUCCACAGCCCGACAGCGGUGGCACGAUCGCUCCCAGCGGCGGACCGAUCGGACCGCCGCAUCCGGCGCUACUUCAGUAUUCGCACAAGACCAGGAUGAGGACCAGUUUCGACUCGGAGCUCGAGUUGCCGCGUCUCCAGCGUUGGUUCGCCGAGAAUCAGCAUCCGUCGCGCGAGCAGAUACAGCACUACGUCGCGGAACUGAACUCCCUGGAGUCGCGCCGCGGUAGGAAACCGCUGGACGCGAACAACGUUGUGUACUGGUUCAAGAAUGCCAGGGCGGCACAGAAGAGAGCCAGCAUGAACGGCUGCAGUCCGCCCGGACUCAGCCCGAGGGGCGCCAGUAUCGUCAGCGAGGACUGCACGGACGAAGAGGAGGACACUAGGCAUCAGUCGACAUCGGGGUCACCCUGUCCACCGAGCAGUCCACCCGUCGGUCCUCUGUCCUUGACUACGAGACCGGAGGAUCAGCAGCAGCCACCGACGUCGACUCCGUCCUCGGUGAAGCAAGAGGACGCGAGGGUGUCCUCCGGUUCCGAGGACGACGAGACCAGGCACACAGGCCCUAUCCCGCCGGGAUUUUCCUUGGUGCCUAGUCCAAUGUUCGGCCAUGGUAUAAUGUACAUGUCGCAUUAUCUGCCGCCGCGCGGACCGGCUGGUUGUCCCACCAGCAUGCUGGCCGACGAGAGAAGGAAGAGGAACCGGACGUUCAUCGAUCCCGUGACGGAAGUGCCGAGAUUAGAGUAUUGGUUCAAGCGAAGCACUCAUCCAAGCCACGCGCUCAUUCUGUCGUACACGGAGGAGCUGAACAAGAUGCCCUAUCGCCAGAAGUUUCCGCGUCUGGAGCCGAAGAACGUGCAGUUCUGGUUCAAGAAUCGCAGGGCCAAGAACAAGCGGCUGAAGAUGGCUCUGUUCGAGGGCGAGUCGCCGCAACAGCAUCCAUAUCACGCCGACUAGUUAAUUUCCUUAAAUAACGCCGACUAGGGACAGAUGCGCGAGAGAGGCAGGGACUGCGCGGCACGGAAAUAAAGGGAAAUCGUUAAUCGACUUGUUACUCCUUACUAUCGUUGACACGCGGCUUUAACGCUUAUUUCAGCCGCACAUUCAUUGUAAUUAUCACGUAACAAUUAAUAUAAUUAUUAUGAACUUUCAUGAGUGUAAAUACGAGAUGAUGUCGAAUAAAAGGUAUACGCCACGACAAAAUAAUAUUAUUAAGCAUCCGCCCUUUGCGCCACGUGCAAAUUGGGACGUGUCGGUAUAAAAACGGCGAUGGUAUUUCCAGACGAUUAAUAUUUAUCGUUAAUUUAUGUAUUGAUUAUACCUGGAUAUAAAGGCAAUACUGGAGAAAUAGAAAUAAAUAUGGAUCGUCUAUGAACCUGUACACAU